Molecule: messenger RNA, 480 nt
Organism: Myzus persicae (green peach aphid)
Lineage: Eukaryota; Metazoa; Arthropoda; Insecta; Hemiptera; Aphididae
Product: piggyBac transposable element-derived protein 4-like
Exons: 1
Coding region: 1-480 (159 amino acids)
Source: RefSeq, a predicted model, not a curated record
AUGAGACCAAUUAUUUCUGCUCUUAAACAAAAAUAUAUCAGUAUUCCAAUGGAAGAGUGUAUUUCUCUAGAUGAACAGUUAUGCCCUACAAAAGCUAGAUCAUAUAUGAAACAAUAUUUACCUAUGAAGCCCCAUAAAUGGGGUUAUAAAUUAUUUGUUCUUUGUGGGUCAUCUGGGUAUGCAUAUGAUUUUGAGUUUUAUACUGGCAACAAAAAUAAUUCGUUUGAAAGAUUAUUUUAUUCUGAACCAGACUUUGGAGCCACGGGAAAUGUCAUUGUUCGGUUGACAAGAUCUAUUCCAAUAAAUAUGCAUCACAAACUAUACUUUGAUAACUAUUACACGUCUAUUCCAAUAAUGGCAUUUUUAGAAAACCGUAAAAUACACACAGUAGGAACUUUUCGUGCAAAUCGGUUUUUUGGAGUUCCAAUAGAUGAUAAAUCUAUGCUAAAAAAAAAUUGUGAUACACAUGAAAUACAAUGA